AUAAUUUGAAUUUUAAGUAGAACAGACUUUAUGAUUUACAUAAGAAGCAUCAGGCUGUCUUGUCUUGUUUUUCCUUCUUGUCCACUGUAUAGUCUUACAUUAUUUUAAAGGUAACAUUCGGUUUAUUUUAAGCUAUAGAGGUGUGCUAACAUUAGCUUAAGUCUAGCUUAACGCUACAUUUUUUUAAAAAUCAAAAAUGACUUUUUGAAGAGUUAAAAGAGGAGAGAAUAACAAACACAAUUCACAAUUCCCCUGUUGGAAAGAGAGGCAGGUAUGCUUUAUGUUUAAAUUGUAAAUGUAUUUCUUUAGUAGUAGGCAAUUCAUACACAUUAUUCAUGAUUGCAGAUUGUAGCCUAGAUAGCAUUUGGCAUUCAGAGCCUAGAAAGAGCAGAUUAGCCUAUGGUUUGUUGUUCUUUCUAAUCAGUUCAAGAUAAAAAAAAUAAAUAAAUAAAUUUAAAAAACAUGCAAACAUUAUACAAGUAACAUAGAGGUAUUAUAAGCUCUUUGUACUAAAAGUAUCGUAAGUUAAAAUACUCAUUUUGACACUUAUUAGGCUAGCCUAUCUUAUUAUCAGAGAUGUUGAUUUGAGUUCAAGUAUGAAGAGAAUGAGAUAACUGGUACGCUGGUAAUACCUUCUGUUUUGUCCUUAUUAAGAAUACUACUGUGGGUAAGAUUGUAGUAUAUUUAACAGGAAGUGUGAUUUUAAAUUGGCUCCAAAAAAUUACAUGGCACUUGUUUGAGGCCAAAUAACUUGAAUGAGUCCCAGUGCAGUUCUACAAAACCAACUCUACAAAAGGUUUUAUUUUGAAAGGCAGAGCAAUUAAACCUCUCCUCUCCUCCUGAUUGGCUGGAUGGAUGUCGCUUGUGGCUGCUGCCAACUUUGGCAACGAGGCCGGCUCGCGCUGCUGCUCCACCCCCAGGUGUCGCGGGCCUGUUUAAAUAGCGGAGGAGGAGGAAGGACGACAUCCUCAUCAUCAUCAGCAGCAUCACUUCAUUUACCUGACAUGAUACUCUCGUUCCUCUGGUGUUGAGCCUCCAUCCUGCACACAGUCCAGAGGUCAACCCGACUCCUGUCAUCCCACCUGAGGCUGACCCAGUCCCCAGUAACGAUCCAGACGUCAGCUCGACCACCUCUGAACAACCAGUGAUCGACUCCGACGGCGACGCUGCUGACUGCACGCCUGACUCGACCACUGACGGUGACAUCACAAACAUGGCUGACCCGGCCACUGAUGACAACAAGUUCCUCUUCUUGGAAAAUGACUUUCGCAACAGCGGGCUGGCGCAAGCCGACUGGGCGGCCAAGAAGAUGGUGUGGGUGCCAUCAGAGAGGGAGGGCUUCGAGCAGGCCAGCGUAAAGGAGGAGAAGGGUGACCAGGUGCUGGUGGAGCUCUCCAACGGUCAGAAGAUGACGGUGAACAAAGACGACAUCCAGAAGAUGAACCCGCCCAAGUUCAGCAAGGUGGAGGACAUGGCCGCCCUCACCUUCCUCAACGAAGCCUCCGUCCUCCACAACCUGCGAGAGAGAUACUUCUCCAGCCUGAUCUAUACGUACUCGGGUCUGUUCUGCGUGGUGGUGAAUCCCUACAAGAUGCUGCCCAUCUACUCCGAAAAGAUCAUCGAGAUGUAUAAGGGCAAGAAACGCCACGAGGUGCCGCCACACAUCUACUCCAUCACAGACAACGCCUACAGGAACAUGAUGCAAGACCGUGAGGAUCAGUCUAUUCUCUGCACAGGUGAGUCUGGAGCAGGAAAGACAGAAAACACCAAGAAGGUGAUUCAGUACCUGGCCGUCGUCGCCUCCUCACACAAAGGAAAGAAGGACGUGAAUCCUCAACAGCAGCAGCAGGCGGGAUCUCUGGCCUACGGGGAGCUAGAGAAGCAGCUGCUGCAGGCUAAUCCCAUCCUGGAGGCCUUUGGAAACGCCAAAACCAUCAAGAACGACAACUCGUCCCGAUUUGGCAAGUUCAUCAAGCUCAACUUUGAUGUGACGGGAUACAUUGUUGGAGCGAAUAUUGACACCUACCUCCUGGAGAAGUCUCGCUGCAUUCGUCAGGCCAACACUGAGAGAGCCUUUCACAUCUUCUAUUACAUGGUGGCAGGAGCCAAAGACAAGAUGAGAGAGGAGCUCCUGCUGGAGGAUUUCAGCUGCUAUCGUUUCCUGGUAGCGGGACACGUUGAGAUCCCCGGUCAGGAGGAUGAAAUCAUGUUCGAUGAGACUCUGGAGGCCAUGGAGAUCAUGGGCUUCACCGAGGACGAGAGAAUAGGGAUGUUGAAGGUGGUGUCCACUGUGCUCCAGCUUGGCAACAUCAAGUUUGAGAAGGAGAGGAACAGCGAGCAGGCGACCAUGCCCGACAACACCGCUGCCCAGAAGGUGUGUCACCUGCAGGGCAUCAAUGUCACCGACUUCACCCGUGCCAUCCUCACCCCCAGGAUCAAAGUGGGCAGGGAGGUGGUGCAGAAGGCGCAGACCAAGCAGCAGGCUGAUUUUGCGGUGGAGGCUCUGGCUAAGGCGAUGUACGAGCGGCUGUUUCGUUGGAUCCUGGCCAGAGUCAACAAGACGCUGGAUAAGAGCAAGAGGCAGUCGUCCUCCUUCCUGGGCAUCCUGGACAUCGCUGGUUUUGAGAUCUUUGAGGACAACUCCUUCGAGCAGCUCUGCAUCAACUACACCAACGAGCGUCUGCAGCAGCUCUUCAACCACACCAUGUUCAUCCUGGAGCAGGAGGAGUACAAGAGAGAGGGCAUCGAGUGGAACUUCAUCGACUUCGGCCUCGACCUGCUGCCCUGCAUCGAGCUCAUCGAGAGGCCGAACAACCCUCCAGGCAUCCUGGCCCUGCUGGACGAGGAGUGCUGGUUCCCGAAAGCCACUGAUGUUUCUUUUGUGGACAAACUGCAGACCGCACACGCCAGUCACAGCAAGUUCUCCAAACCCAAACAGCACAAAGACAAACUGAUGUUCAGUGUUCUGCACUACGCUGGGAAGGUCGACUAUAACGCAGCUAACUGGUUGACUAAGAACAUGGAUCCUCUGAACGACAACGUGACGGCUCUGCUCAACAACUCGUCCAGCAACUUCAUCCAAGACCUUUGGAAAGACGUGGACCGAGUGGUGGGUCUGGACACUCUGACCAAGAUGUCGGAGAGUUCAGCGCCGGUGGCCUCUACUAAAUCUAAGAAGGGGAUGUUCCGUACAGUGGGUCAGCUGUACAAAGAGUCUCUGGGCAAACUGAUGACGACUCUGCACAACACGCAGCCCAACUUCGUCCGCUGCAUCAUCCCCAACCACGAGAAGAGGGCCGGGAAGAUGGACUCCAACCUGGUGCUGGAGCAGCUCAGGUGUAACGGGGUGCUGGAGGGGAUCCGUAUCUGCAGGCAGGGAUUCCCCAACCGCAUCGUGUUCCAGGAGUUCAGGCAGAGAUAUGAGAUUCUGGCUGCCAACGCCAUCCCGAAGGGCUUCAUGGACGGGAAGCAGGCGUGCUGUCUGAUGGUGAAGCACCUGGAUCUGGAUACGAACCUGUAUCGCAUCGGUCAGAGUAAGAUGUUCUUCAGGACGGGAGUUUUGGCUCAGCUGGAGGAGGAGCGAGAUCUCAAACUGACCGUCGUCAUCAUCGCUUUCCAGGGACAAGCAAGAGGCUUCCUGGCCCGCAAGGCGUUCAGUAAACGUCAGCAGCAACUGACCGCCAUGAAGGUCAUCCAGAGGAACUGCGCCUGUUACCUCAAACUCAAGAACUGGCAGUGGUGGAGGCUCUUCACCAAGGUGAAGCCGCUGCUGCAGGUCACCAGACAGGAAGAAGAGAUGGGUCAGAAAGAGGAGGAACUAAAGGCGGCGAAGGAGGUGGCAGCGAAGAGCGAGGCCGAGCUGAAGGACAUCACCCAGAAACACACACAGCUGCUGGAGGAGCGAGCCCAGCUGGAGUCGAAGCUUCAUGCGGAGACGGAGCUGUAUGCCGAGUCGGAGGAAAUGAGGGUACGACUGGAGGCCAAGAAGCAGGAGCUGGAGGAGGUGCUGCAUGAGAUGGAGGCCCGGCUGGAGGAGGAGGAGGAGCGCAGCCUUUCUCUGCAGCAGGAGAGGAAGGACAUGGAGCAGCAGCUACAGCUCAUGGAGUCCCACAUCGCCGAGGAGGAAGAUGCUCGUCAGAAGCUGCAGCUGGAGAAAGUGGCCGUGGAGGGAAAAGUCAAGAAACUGGAGGAGGACGUUCUGCUCAUGGAGGACCAGAAUAUCAAGCUGCAGAAGGAGCGAAAGCUGCUGGAGGAGAGGUUGGCUGAUAUGACCUCCAACCUGGCAGAGGAGGAGGAGAAGUCCAAGAAUCUGACCAAACUGAAGGCCAAACACGAGUCCAUGAUCUCUGACCUCGAGGUGCGUAUGAAGAAGGAAGAGAAGGGUCGUCAGGACAUGGAGAAGGCUAAGAGGAAGGUGGAGGCGGAGCUGGCCGACCUCCAGGAGCAGCACGCCGACCUGCAGGCCCAACUAGCUGAGCUCCGGGCCCAGCUAGCCGCCAAGGAAGAGGAGCUCCAGGCCACGCAGGCCCGCUUGGAGGACGAGAGCAAUCAGCGAGGGAUGGCUGUGAAGCGGGUUCGGGAGCUGGAGGCUCUCCUUCAAGAGAUGCAGGAGGACCUGGAGGCAGAGAGGGCGGCGAGGGGGAAGGUGGAGGCGGCACGACGGGAUCUGGGAGAGGAGCUGAAUGCUCUCCGCACCGAGCUGGAGGACAGUCUGGAUACCACCGCCGCCCAGCAAGAGCUCAGGGCGAAGCGUGAGCAGGAGGUGGCCCUGCUCAAGAAAGCCAUGGAGGACGAGGGGCGGAGCCACGAGGCUCAAGUCCAGGACCUGAGACAGAAACACAACCAGGCCGUGGAGGAGCUCAGUGAGCAGCUGGAGCAGGCCAAGAGGGUGAGAGCCGGUCUGGAGAAAGCCAAGCAGGCUCUGGAGAAAGAAACAGCAGAUCUGAGCGCUGACCUGCGAUCCCUUGCCAGCGCCAAGCAGGACGUGGAGCACAAGAAGAAGAAGGUGGAAGGUCAGCUGAACGACCUGCACUCACGUUUCAACGAGAGCGAGCGGCAGAGGACUGAGCUGGGCGAGCGAGUCUCUAAGAUGACGGUGGAGCUGGACAGUGUGACCAGUGUGUUGAAUGAUGCCGAGGGAAAGAACAUCAAGCUGAGUAAAGACGUCUCCGCUCUGACCUCCCAGCUCCAGGAUGCUCAGGAGCUGCUGUCAGAGGAGACCCGUCAGAAGUUGAAUCUGUCUGGACGUCUGCGUCAGAUGGAGGACGACAGGAACAGCCUGAUGGAGCAGCUGGAGGAGGAAACUGAGGCCAAACGGGGCGUAGAGAGGCAGGUCUCCAGCCUCAACAUGCAGCUGUCCGAUUACAAGAAGAAGCUGGAUGAGAUGUCGGGGACGGUGGAGAUGCUGGAGGAGAGUAAGAAGCGUCUGCAGCGCGACCUGGAGGCGGCCAACGGCGAGUACGAGGAGAAGGCCUCCGCCUACGACAAGCUGGAGAAGAGCCGCAUCCGGUUGCAGCAGGAGCUGGAGGACGUCCUCAUGGACCUGGACAGCCAGCGGCAGCUCGUCUCCAACCUGGAGAAGAAGCAGAAGAAGUUUGAUCAGAUGCUGGCAGAGGAGCGUGCAGUGUCCAGUAAGUUUGCAGACGAGCGUGAUCGAGCAGAGGCGGAUGUGAGGGAGAAGGAAACGAGGGUGUUGGCUCUCGCCAGAGCGCUGGACGACAGCCAGAACGCUCUCGAGGAGGCGGAGAAGACCAUGAAGGGCCUCCGAGCUGAGAUGGAGGACCUCAUCAGCUCCAAGGAUGACGUGGGAAAGAAUGUCCAUGACCUGGAGAAGGCCAAGCGCGGUCUGGAGGCCAUCGUGGACGAGAUGCGAACGCAGAUGGAGGAGCUGGAGGACGAACUGCAGGUCGCCGAGGACGCCAAGCUGCGUCUGGAGGUCAACACUCAGGCGCUGAGAGCUCAGCAUGAGAGGGAGCUGCACGCCCGCGAUGAGAUGGGCGAGGAGAAGAGGAAGCAGCUCCUCAAACAGGUGCGUGAGCUGGAGGCGGAGCUUGAGGAGGAGAGGAAGCAGCGAGGUCAAGCGUCAGGCAGCAAGAAGAAGCUGGAGGGCGAGCUGAAGGACAUGGAGGACCAGCUGGAGGCCACCAGCAGGGGGCGCGACGAAGCAAUCAAGCAGCUGCGCAAGAUCCAGGGCCAGGUGAAGGAGCUCCAGAGGGAGCUGGAGGACUCACGUGCAUCCCAGAAGGAGGUUCUGGCUUCAGCCCGGGAGUCCGAGCGCAGAUCCAAAGCCAUGGAGGCCGACAUCGUCCAGCUGCACGAGAUGUUGGCAGCAGCUGAAAGAGCUCGCAAGCAGGCGGAGACAGAAAGAGACGAGCUGGCAGAAGAACUGGCCAGUAACUCCUCCGGGAAAUCAAUGCUGUCUGAUGAAAAGCGCCGUAUGGAUGCAAAGAUCAGCCAGCUGGAGGAGGAGCUGGAGGAAGAGCAGGCCAACGUGGAGAGUCUGAACGACCGGCUGAGGAAGAGCCAGCAGCUGGUGGACCAGCUGGGUGCGGAGCUGGCGGCAGAGAGAGCUUCCUCUCAGACCAGGGAGGGAUCCAGGCAGCAGCUGGAGAGACAAAACCGAGAUCUGAAGGCCAAACUGCAGGAGAUCGAAGGACAGGGCCGCUCCAAACUCAAAUCCUCCAUCGCCGCCCUCGAGGCCAAACUGAGAGAGGUGGAGGAGCAGCUGGAGAUCGAGAGCAGAGAGCGUCAGGCCAACGCCAAGAAUCUGCGUCAGAAAGAGAAGAAACUGAAGGAUUUAACCAUCCAGGUGGAGGAUGAGAGGAAGCAGGCGCAGCAGUAUAAAGACCAGGCGGAGAAGGGCAACGUGCGGGUGAAGCAGCUGAAGCAUCAGCUGGAGGAGGCGGAGGAGGAGGCCCAGCGCGUCGCAGCUGCUCGCAGGAAACUGCAGAGGGAGCUGGAGGAGGCGAGCGAGGCCAACGACACUCUGAACAGAGAGGUGUCUUCACUCCGCAGCAAGCUGAGGCGUGGCGGCGGCGGCGAGGCGACGUACAGCAGCCCCAGUCCCCGGAGCAGCGGCGGUGGCAGCAGCAUGAGGAGCCUGGGGCUGGGAGGGAGCAUCAGCAGGAGGAGCGCCAUCAAGGAGAACUCGGUGGAGCUGCAGGAGGAGGAGCCUCGUUCUCCGUCUCCUCGUGGCUGCUCUCCUCCUCUGGAGCCCCGCGGGGAAGUUUACACCCCCGACGAGUAGAGAGACGACUGUGAUCAAGUGGGCGGAACCUGUUAGACUUUUAAUUUGAAAGAUUUCUUUAAGGAUAUCCUAGAAACUGAUUUAUGUUCAAAUUUAAAUUCAUUUCGGUCCCUGAGUAACGACACAAACAACAAACGCUCCCAGAAGAAAUAUGAGCAGCUUCAAUCCAGUUCAAUCCAAAAACAUCAGAUAAACCCGCCGCUAACGGACCAAACGUCUGGUCGUUUCCUCCCUCUGUGGAGCUCCGUCAAGUCGUACUGCUUCGUUUUCAUCUCCCCCUCUCAAAACACAUCAAAUUAAAUUCAAAAAUAUAAAACAGGUCACAGCUCAGGAGGCCGACUUGUUGCUGGGUUCAUAUUUUGUAGUUAACAUCAGCUGGACAUUGACGCUGCGGCCAUUUUCUUCUGACGUCAAGCUCAGAUUGUGUAAAGAUGAGAAUCUGAACUAUCAUCUCUCCAAUGAGAUGGACAGUGAAAAUAUGGAGGGACAUCGUAAAACAACAUCUGAUAACACGUAAGUUAAGUUAUUUCUUGAUUACAUCCAGCGUCCUUAACUUCAGGUUUAAAUGAAUUAAUUUACACUAUCGAACAGUAAUAUUAGCGAGGAAGUAGAAGAAUGCCAAUGUUAGCUCCAAAUUAUUCAACUUCAUUUAGUGGGCGUGCGUUUCAUUAUUUAAUAAAGUUACUAUCAUGCAAUGAGCACAAAGACGGACGUUUGAACGCAGCAGAUUUUAACUCCUAUAAUAAAGUUUACACGAAAAAAUUCAAAUUCAAAUCGAUUCUGAUGUGAACCUGAAAUCUUUCAAGAGGUUUUGUGAAGAAAAAGUAGCCAUUACUUUCUAUGUUUGUGGAUUAAUAUAACAUAAUUUAUGUGAACUUAAUAUAUUUACAUUUAUUUAUAUUCCAGGUAGUUUAAAUUAUUCUGAUACAUAUAACGUCAGUUUGUGUCGUCACAGUCGAGUCAGAGUUUUUGUUUUUCCAAAAAAUAACACGCUUAUCUUUUAAAAAGACCAAGAAGUUUGUUAAGCAACACCUGCAGGUUUCCUUACGCUGUUUCAAGAAUAUUUUAACCAUUUGGAUUAAAAAAAUAUAUUUUACUAAAUGAUUUAUUUCAAGUUGCAACUGAUACUUUGUAACGAAGUCGCCGUAAAUGUCUUCUGUCUUUUCUUCAACCAAAAGAAAAAUGCAAAAAGAAAAUAAAUGGAAAAAAUUGAGAAGAUGGACGAAUAAAUGAUCAAUAUAUUACAAUUAAUGAAUACUUAUUAAUUGAAUUUGUUCUGGAAACAUCUUCAGAACAACAAGACGUUUUAAUGACCUGGUUUUUAUUUUUGGAGAAUGAGACUCGACAGACACAAACUGGAUCCGUCUGUUCUGGUUCUGCACUUCCUCAAAGGGCUUUUCAGAAUCUUCCAGAGAGAAUCUGUUCAUUUGGAAACUGAAUGUAAAACUCUAUUUAUAAUCCCGCUGUUUGUAUAUUCAUUCUAGAGAUUUAGACCGUGUGGUGAACCCUCACAGACGCACCGUGUAGAACUAGAAUAAAAAGAGUUGUACGAUGACUUCCUGCUUUGUGAACCAAUCAAGUGCGAUUAAACUCCUACUCAAACCAUC
Messenger RNA from Acanthopagrus latus (yellowfin seabream), 8853 nucleotides. Its product is annotated as myosin-11-like. The transcript has 43 exons. The coding region runs from base 1214 to 7246 and encodes 2010 amino acids. Gene Ontology annotation, molecular function: cytoskeletal motor activity; ATP binding; actin filament binding. The record is from RefSeq and is a predicted model, not a curated record. NCBI's taxonomy places the organism in Eukaryota, Metazoa, Chordata, Actinopteri, Spariformes, Sparidae. Gene Ontology annotation, cellular component: myosin complex.